AAGGUGAGCAGAAUACUGACAGGAUGAAGACACUUAAUUGUUACGUGCUGUUAUUUUGCUGGAAAGCAAUUUGCUGCAACAGCUGUCAGCUCACCAAUAUUACCAUAGCUGUGGAAAGAGAAGAAUGUGAAUUCUGUAUUACAGUGAAUGCCACGUGGUGCUCAGGAUACUGCUUCACAAGGGAUCCAGUAUAUAAAUAUCCACCAGUAUCAACUGCUCAGCAAACCUGUACCUUCAAGGAGGUUGUGUACGAAACAGUGAAGAUCCCUGGCUGUGGUGACCAUCCUGAAUCUUUUUAUUCAUACCCAGUAGCUACAGAAUGUCACUGUGACAGCUGUGACACUGACACCACUGACUGCACUGUGAGGGGACUGGGGCCAUCCUACUGUUCCUUCAGUCAGAAUGGAAGUAACCAGUGAAGGGAACUGGAGACAGCAGUUUGAUUUUAAAUGUUCCCUGCUAAGUAAAGGUACUGCUCAGGUUUAAAUGGAAAAUAACAGGCUAUGCUGGCUAGAAACUGCCAAGAUUGAAACAAAGAUUUUUAAGUCCCAAAUGAAGAGCUGCUGACUAAACUCCUCUUUAGAUCUUUCUUACUUAACCUAUCAGUAGCCUUAAAACCAUUUUAAUAAGUCUAUAAAAAAUGCUGCUCCCAAUUUCUUCUGCCUUUUCCCCCUUUUCCUCUUUAUCAUAACUUCAUUAUUUAUAUUUCUGUAUUUCCACUGCCUGGUUCACAUAGAUUAUUCUAUGCUAUUCUGGGCUUUCAAAAAGUUCCCAAAAAGUUCCUGCUUUUCAUUUCCCUUAAGAACACGCUUAUUUUUAAAAGCCUUGCUGCUGGUUGUGGUUCUAUUAGCUACAUUGUAAACCUCUCUCAGCGGGGAUCCUGACUGAUUUUGCUUUGCAUUAUGUUUCAUAUAGUCAUUAUGCUCUGCCAAUAAUAACAGCACGCAUAUUUAAGAGCCAAAAUCUAUGUUCAAAUGUUGAAUGUCACCUGAAUUCUUGUACUUUCUCAGCAAGGCUUGUUAGUUCAGCCUCAUUGUCACAAGUAAUAUGAACUCUGGUUUGUACCUGGCUAACUUGAAGAAAUCAUCAGCUCUUUAUUUUCACCUGAGUGCAAAAUUUAGUAAAGAGAAAUGUUUAGCAUUAUUUAACAUAGGGGUCUCAAAAAUUAUUUAGGGAUUAAUCUAGAGGCACCUGACCCCAGUAGUGCAAACAUGGUAUGACAAUGUGCCUUGAGAGCUGUUCACAGUACCCCCUUCAGAGAACGGAAUUUCACAGAACUCUGCAGCAACCUAACUCUGCAAAUACCAAUAUGAAGUGAGCUGGAGGACUGACUGAAUCAGAAUGGGAAGUAACCUCACAUUACUGAGAAAAUUAUAUGAAGCCUACAGAAUGAAAUCUUAUGGGGAAAAUGAAAACAUACCAUUCCUCAUCAGAAAAAUCACCUGCACAGACACAGAAUGGAAACAAUGGAUUCAGCAGCAGUUUGGCACUUCAGGCUUGGUGGUGUACAACCAGAGUCAAAAGCACCACAGUGCUGCAGAAAAGUGGGAAUGCAAGGAGCAGAGCCUACAAGACACAACCUACCUCCACCACUCAGUUCUACAUGGUAGGGCCUUGGCUGAGUGGUUAUUUCUGACAGAACUUCAGUGCAUCGAAAAACUGGAGAAAACUGACAGAAGAAUAAUAAGGGAGAGAGGCCUAAAAAAAUCUUAGGAGAAAAAGAUUUAAAUAAAUUUGGUUGUUUUGCUUAGGGGAGGGGAACACUUUGGGGGAAUAAUAGCAGAACAUUUUACAUGCUUGAAGACUGUUACACAGAAAAGAACAGUCAGUUCUCCAAAGAGAGCAGAACAACUGAUGAAAGAUUCAGAGUAAUCACAAGCAAAUCUUCUGAAAGCUACAGAUAACUAGACACUGCUUUUGUGACCCUUACAGACAUGCCUGUUUAAGGAGAAUUUGCCUGAUACUCUGAAUCUGUCGUGUAAUAGAUAAUAGAUAUUUUAACUUAUAUAGUUUUUAGCUUUUUUACCAAAAGGUAUUAAUUCUCUUGAAUUUAUUUA
This is a messenger RNA of Catharus ustulatus (Swainson's thrush), 2057 nucleotides long. RefSeq names its product follicle stimulating hormone subunit beta (gene FSHB). The transcript has 3 exons. The record is from RefSeq and is a predicted model, not a curated record. Gene Ontology annotation, biological process: G protein-coupled receptor signaling pathway. Bases 24 to 419 code for a protein of 131 amino acids. Gene Ontology annotation, molecular function: hormone activity. Lineage: Eukaryota; Metazoa; Chordata; Aves; Passeriformes; Turdidae. Gene Ontology annotation, cellular component: extracellular region; cytoplasm.